UACAUUUUGUAUGUAGCAAAUUAAUGUAAUUUACACACGUGUGGAUACACUGAUACACUAUGUAAAUCCAGAAGCUUAAUUUUACAUAACUCAAAAAUUUAAAACUUGCCAUAUCCUACUUAAAACUUUAAAAUGAAGUCAAAAAUGCAAAAGUUUUCGUUGGUGAAGAAGCAGCUGGCCCCCACGAAAAGAAAAAAAAGUUUCAAGAAAAUUCAAGAGAAACGUCACAAAAAGAAAAACACAGAUGACCCUGAAAUAGAGAUUUUAAAUUCAAGACUGUGGCCUACAUUUGAUCAGCCUAAAGAAGAAAUUUUACCUGCAGAUAUUAAGGCCUUUACAGAUCUUCCUAUCUCUAAAAAGACUUUGGAAGGGCUUAAGUCUCAGAACUUCACUACACCAACUGACAUACAGAGGGAAUCUUUGAUGUAUGGACUUAAAGGCCAUGACAUUCUUGGAGCAGCUAAGACAGGCUCUGGGAAAACCCUGGCUUUUCUUAUACCAAUCUUAGAAUGCCUUUUUAAGCAGCGCUACACACCAAGUUUUGGUAUGGCAGCCUUAGUUAUCUCCCCUACCAGAGAGCUGGCUUAUCAAUCUUUUGAUGUUUUAAAAAAAAUUGGCAAGUUCCAUGAUCUGUCUUUUGGGCUAGUCACAGGAGGAAUGCUUUUAAAAGAAGAGGCUAAAAAAAUGAACAACACAAAUGUUAUAAUCUGCACACCUGGGCGGUUGCAGCAACACUUUGAGCAGACACCAAACUUCACAGCUGAUGAGCUUAAAAUUCUAGUUCUGGAUGAGGCAGACAAAAUUCUCCAUAUGGGUUUUGCAGAGACCAUGAAUGCCAUAUUAGAAGCGUUACCUAAGCAGAGACAGACACUUUUAUUUUCUGCCACUCAGACCAAGUCCGUGAAAGAUCUGGCUAGACUCAGCUUGAAGAAACCAAUUUAUGUAUCUGUUCAUGAGAAAGCUAAAGAAACAACACCCACAACUCUAGAGCAGCGCUACAUUAUUUGUGAAAUGCAUGACAAGGUGAACACACUAUGGUCAUUUAUCAAGAGCCACAAACACUCAAAGAUUUUGGUUUUUCUCUCAUGUUGUAAACAGACUCGUUAUUUAUAUCAAGCAUUCAAGAAAAUGCACCCUGGUUUGACAAUAUUGUGCUUACAUGGCCAUAUGAAGCAACACCAGCGCAUGGAAGUCUACAACAGUUUUUCACGCAAGCAGCAUGCUGUCCUGUUGGCUACAGAUGUUGCUGCGCGUGGUCUUGAUUUCCCUGUGAUAAACUGGGUGGUACAAGUGGACAAGCCUGAAAAUGUUGACACUUACAUUCAUCGUGUUGGUAGAACGGCAAGGUAUGAGAAGGUUGGGGAAGCAUUGCUCAUGUUGUUGCCUGCAGAAGAAAAGAAAAUGGUGGAAGACCUGGUGAAAAGAAAAAUCCCAAUUGUUAAACUCAAAGUCAGCAAAAAAAGAAUCUUUGAUGUCACAAAGAAAUUAGAAAGUUUGUGUGCCUCUGAUAAAGACUUUAAAGAUAAUGCACAAAAGGCAUUUAUUUCUGUGAUGAAAACGCUGUAUGUGUUGGAUAAACCAUGUUUUUCAAGUGUUGAUCGGGACGCUUUUGCUGCUUCACUUGGCCUUGUCCAGAGUCCAAAACUCCCAUUCCUAGAGAAAGCCAUAAAAAAAUCUCAAGCACCCACAAAAGAUGUCCAGAAAGAGAGUGAGGAAAGUGACAGUGAAGAUGAGGAUGAUGAAAGUAGUGAAGAUGAUAGUGAGGAUGAGGAAGGAAGUGAAGAGAGGAGUGAAGAUGAGGAGGAGAAGAAAGCAAUGCUACAGCAGAAAAAAACUUUAGAUUUUGGUCUAGCUAGUGACAGUGAAGAGGAAGAUAAUAUUUACAAAGUUGUUAAAGAUGUGCAACCUGAGGGUGAGGAGGAUCAAACUCAGGUGAAUGGAAUUCAAGAGGUAAAAUCUGGUAAAAAGAAGUCGAAGGCCAAGGAGAAAUUAAAACUUCUCAAAUACACAACCAGGAUUAUGUUUGACGAAGAAGGAAAUCCUGAAGGGAAGGAAAGUGAAGAUGAAGAUGUUGGCGGAUUAAACAUAGAGCAAGCCAAACAGAGGAUGAAAGAGAGGGAUAAAGUUGAUAAGGAACUGCAGAGACAACGCAUCAAAGAACAGCACAGGGAAAAGCGUUUGAAAUUGAAAGAGAAAAGACGUCUGGCUGAGCUUGAAAAGAGGGGCGAGCCUGCUCAAGAGCCGCAAGUGGUGCUAGGAGAUCCAGAGGACAAUGAUGCAAUGGAGGAGGAGCAAGAUGAUAGUCAGAUAAACGAGGGAGACAAAUCAGAGAAUGAUGAAACAGAUGGUGAUGAAUCUGGUGACGAUGAAACCGGUGAAGAAGAUGAUGAAAGUGACAAUAAUUCUGAAUCAGAUGAACCUAAACCAAAGAAGCGCAGGUUAAAUAUAGGAGGCAAAGCAGAAGAUGAUGGUACAGAUGAAGAGAGUGAUGUUUCCAGUACAAAAGAUGAUGGUUCAAGUGAUGAGGAAGACAAUGAAAGUGGUUUAGAUGGCUUAGAACAAGAUGAAGCAGCAGUGUUAGCUCUCUUAGGAAAAAGCUGAUUUUUAAACAUUUUCAAAUCCUUGUGUCCUUGUCAAGAAACUUGUAAAUAAACUACCGGUAUUUGAAUA
This is a messenger RNA of Physella acuta, 2670 nucleotides long. Its product is annotated as putative ATP-dependent RNA helicase DDX10. NCBI's taxonomy places the organism in Eukaryota, Metazoa, Mollusca, Gastropoda, Physidae. The record is from RefSeq and is a predicted model, not a curated record. Gene Ontology annotation, molecular function: nucleic acid binding; RNA helicase activity; ATP binding.